Messenger RNA from Penicillium roqueforti, 5673 nucleotides. RefSeq lists its product as uncharacterized. Gene Ontology annotation, biological process: 5S class rRNA transcription by RNA polymerase III; transcription initiation at RNA polymerase III promoter. The transcript is spliced from 4 exons. The record is from RefSeq and is a predicted model, not a curated record. Gene Ontology annotation, cellular component: transcription factor TFIIIC complex. Bases 1 to 5673 code for a protein of 1890 amino acids. NCBI's taxonomy places the organism in Eukaryota, Fungi, Ascomycota, Eurotiomycetes, Eurotiales, Aspergillaceae. Gene Ontology annotation, molecular function: DNA binding.
AUGCCUGGCGUACAACAUCUUAUCGACUUCGUGCUGAACGAAGUCGCGCUCUGCGGUAAUCAAGGUGCAACAUUAUCUGAUCUACUGCAAGCCAUUGAUGAUUUCCAUACACAAUCUCAGGAUGUGAUGGAAAACCAGAACAUUGACCAUCGUUUCAAAGCCAAAGUCUGGUCCUGGCUCACGACUAACCCAGAGGUGUCUAUUGGCCAGCACAAUGAAUGGAACCAUCUCACCUUAAGUGAAGCCGAGAAGCUUGACUCGCGAACAAGGGAGAAAGAUGAUGCCGAUAGCAAUUCUUUGGAGCCCAACCAAACCGCAGAGAAUCCGGAUUUACCACCGCUUCGAAUCUUUGUCUCCGAAGAGAGAGCCUGGGUUGCCAUCACUGGCCAUCCACCAGAUGAGUCCAAGGUACUGCCCCUUGAAUUUGCCUUACUGUCGGUGAUUGCUUCGCGCAAGUCAAAGGGUAUUGUGCAGCCGGACCUGGUGAGGCUCAGUGGCCAGGAUAAACGGUCUGUUCCGAAGCGUACCGAUGCUUUGCAAAGAAAAGGAUACAUCGACAAGCGACCUGUUCAAACAAAAACGGCCAGAACCAGCCUCUGCACGCUGCAGCGGUUCUACCGCCACACUAUUAGCGAUCGAACAAAGUCAGAACCGCAAUCGGAGAACAUGAUUGAUUUCGACAGCUUUAACACCAGCCUGUUCAACAUUCUCCGAGAGCACCCGCUGAUUGCACGCAAUGAUUUGAAACGACUCCUCGGCUUUGAUGACCAUUGGCGUUGGAAGGUCUUGUCCCGUGCCCUCCGCAAGUGGGAGCGGAUAGGCGUGGUACAGCGUGUGAGAGCCGAAUCGCAAUACGAAAGAAUGCAUCCUUGUGUGAAGCUUUUACGGGAUCCCACAGGGCAAGAUCUGGAACUUUUCCAUGAAUUCAAUUUCGAUGUCUUGAACAAGCAUGGGGUGCGAGCCAAAGGAACCAAACCUACCCCGGACCAAGAAGACCGAGAAUUGCAGCUGGGGGGCCAAACCAAAAGAUCGCCUAGUCUGGAGGACAGUGGGGUUGAUAUGAUCAAAGAACAUGUUGGAGAUGCUGUACGUAUCGUACCGUCUUGGACGCCGGAUCGUAACCUCAACAACCAAAUCUUUGACAUCGUUCAAAGAACAGGUACAACAGGCAUCACGAACCAGACCUUAAACUUGACUUGCUUUGGGUCCUUUUUCAAGAGACCCGCUGAAAGUAUGGUGCAUCGCUUGGUCGACCUAUGGCAAGUGGCCCAGCCACUUCAUCUCCGCCAUUACGCCAUUGUUCGAGAUAUGGCAAUGAAAAAGACCAUCAUGUUUUAUGUCCACUAUUCGCUAAACAACUUCGCAAAGCUAGUUGAAGCUGGCCAGGCAUCAUGGGAGGCCGUUGAGAUUCCAGCCAAGAAAGCCAAAUCGCUAAAGAUCCAGGCACCUCCCUUUGGUGCUCUUCCUCAGCUUGAUGAGCAUGGAUUCCUCAAAAAGGAAUUCCCAAAGAAUAUGUUGAAGGAUCCAAAUUCAACUCUACUCGACGGGAUCACGGCUGCCAAACCGCCCAACUAUCUUCUUUCUUCGAGCGAUCCUUUUGUUGUUCAACUUCCAAACGGUCAAUAUGUGAUCCGCACACGAACUGAUAAACUCCCCCCUGGCUCCAAGCAACAGUAUGAGCCCCGUUUCCGGCCCAAGGGACGACCGAAAGGCAAAUUGAACCGCGCGACUGUCGAAAAGCGUGCCAGAGAAUCCAAAGCCAAAGACCCCAUAGCCAUAGAGUCUGGAGCUGGAGAACCCGACGCUAGCCAAUCCGAACCCAGAGAAUCUCAAGCCGUGGAAUCCCAAGUUAAGCCGGAGCCAAGCCAGGGUUAUAGCUGGGAAUAUGUCGAAGAAUCCCCGCGAGCCAAGAGAGCCAAGAUAAAGCACGACAGCCUUAGAGGGUUAUCAAAGAAAGAGAAGUUUGAAGCACUUGGUAUGGAUGAGAGUUGGACUGAAUACAACGCUCUUGUCAUGGAAAAGCCUGCUCCUGGUGUGUAUGUGACUCCCCACGGCCGAAGAAGACCAGCCGGCAAGGCCCGAGGUCGCCCGAGACAGAGCCGAAUUGCGAUCUUCAAAUCGCCACAGCUAGCAUCGAUGCCUUGGUUUGUCAAGGACGAAGAUGAUUCAAGUGAAGACGACAAGGUACGGGAUGAUGCUACCACUACUCGGGCCUCCGAGAGCCUUGCCCCUGAAGCUGCACAUUCAGUCAUCAACUCCGAGGGGCCUGCAAUGACCCCCACUCCGACAACUUCAAGGCGAGCCAAGAGAACUCUGCCCAAUGAGCCAGCGGCCUCACCGACAACAUCCUCGAGUUCCCAAGCCAAUGAGCAGAGAACCGGGAGACCUGCCAAACGAUCUCGUCUUCGCAAGGCCCAAAACGAAAACAACGAAGAACCUUCGAAGGACGCUAACGAGAUAUUGCCCGAGGUUGUAGUUCCAGCACUCCAAGAAGGUUCAAUCAAAGCGAGUACACCACGCCAUCGUGACAAGAGUGCCAGCGCUCGUAUACUCGAGGACGAACAAGCUGGAACUCCCUCAAAGCGACGCCGUGUGGCAUCCUCCGACCGCGCGACUUUACAAUCCCCAACACCUCGUCCAUCUGAUGUCCCGACACCACGAUUGGGCUCAGUGGUCCCCCAGAAAUUCAAUUUUAGCGCCAAUGGCACCAAACCUACCAGAAAGCCACGUGUUCGGAACAGAACUAACAUCAGAAACAUGCUAAUUCCAGAGGAGGAAGAAUCGGGAUCCUCUAAGCCUUUGAUUGGGAGAGGCGGAUCUAUCAGUGUCCUUCGGAGAAAGCUCAUCAUGGAAAUUAUGGAAAAGGCUGAUGGUGUAUAUCCUGCGGGCACUGCAAUGUGGUAUCCUUUUGUCACUGCAUGGAUGAAGUUUCAUCCCAAGGAAAAACCAGACAUGCGAACUAUCAAUACUGCGUGCAAGCAACUGAUUGAUGCCGGCCAGCUUCGGCAGCUAACUUUCAGCGGCCGAGACACGAGAAAAGUGAUGGUAACAAGGACGUUGUUGUUGAAGCCUGAUAUCUCACCAGACGAUCCGUUGGUGAAAGAGAUGCAGAAAAAGAUUCUGGCUACUGAUUUCCACGAGUCGCGACCCUUCUUUUCGGCCAAUGUCGAGCUGGAUCCAAAUUUGACAAGAAAUAGUGGUCGACCACACGGUGCACCUCCCCGCACGCAGAGAUUCUCAUUCCCGGUAGAAGAAGGAACCCAUGUUCACUUACAACAAAAGCCCAUUUCCAUUGUGAACUUAGAGGCAAGAAGGAGGAGACAGGCCCAGACGAAUUUCAUUAAACGUCUGGAAGCCAAAGCCAAAGCUGCCAAGGCUGCCGAAGAAGCGGAUGAACUGCCUGACCUGCCUGGAGUUCAGCGACUCAUGACACUCGCACGCCCUCCUCAAUUGGACCUUGAUUCUCAUCCGCACACAUCAAUUAUUCGUCCAUAUAUCCGAACAGGUACACGUGGUCCUGGCAAGCACCAAAAGUCUAUCAUACAUCCCAAGCGGGUGAUGAAACCAAUUUCCGCCAUCGGAGCGUAUGCCAUGUUGAUGAAUCCGGUGCAACAGUUUGACCCGGCUAGUGGAACUUUCUCUACGGGGUCGUGCUCGGCCAGACGCCGAAGAAAGCCAAUGGCAGCAAAACAGCCGGUUUUGAACAUUGAGAAAUCUGUCGACGAGUUAUCUAGACUGGCUUGCGACGAAGCAGACUCGGAAAUCCCUAGUGCUGUCAAAGCGAAAAUUCCACUGUCAACAUUCACCCAAAAGACCAAAAAGAUCCUCAAAUGGGAGCUUCAUCAUCCAAAUCUCUUUGAAGCGAACCUUGAAGGCCAGCAGUUUAUCAACCAAACUGUUCAAGAUGCUUUCAAGCCAGCGCCGGUCACAGGCGGUAUUUGCUUCGACAUGGAUAUACCUCCUCCAAAACAGCUUCAAGUGCCUGAAAUACCUGAAGUGCCUCAAGUGGAACCAGAUUUGCCAGCACGGCGUAGCGAGGUCCGUCGCCAGCGUCAGUCUCUACCUGAACCUCUGCCCCAGCCUCCUAUAAAAACUACUCCGAUAACCGAGACACAAAAACGGACACCCAAACCAAGAAGAACACGGGCUCCUCGGGCCCCGCGUGCUCCUGUUACAGAUCGCCGUCUGGCCAAACUUGAUGAUACUGCAACAGCCGACAAAGAAGCACAGUCGGCGACCACCAAACGCAUUCGCCGACAGCGAUUUGUGCGCCCUAUAUCCGAGGAUCUCAAACAAAAGAUAGUGAUUGCUCUUGUCGUCGUUCGUGUGCUUGCAGGCGGAGCGGAAUCAAGAGUGAUCGAUUGGCCUCUUGUGACAAAAGCUUUCCCAGAUCAAGAUUCGUCUUUUAUCGAAGGGCGAGCGCGUCAGAUACUCAACAAGAAUCGCUUACAGAUUACGAAGAUGCAUCAUGAUUUCCAGGAGUGCUUCCUUGAGGCUUAUGAAAAGGACGAAGUUCCGCCCAUUGACUAUUCCGACUUGGACAGCUAUGACUGGCCUGCCCUAAUUGAAUGGGCAAGCACUAGGCUCGAUGUUUCUCCGUCGGAACGGGCUCCGGACCUCCCAGCAACACGGCAACAAUUCGACAGUGUUUUCGAACUACGCGAGGAUGCUAUUACGGCAGGCGACGAACUGUAUCAGGCUGUGCAUGGUGUCACUAUAAACCACAAGCGCAACCUAAUGGCGCGCAAUCCAUUCGCUGUACCCGUGGAUGGUGAGACACGCGCCCAGCCGGUUUCACGAAAAGUUGGUACAGCACAACUUGAGGCUGCGAAGACAUGGGUUCGUGCAAAUAUCGUCACCGCAGAAGAGACCUACCGACCCAAUGAGUCGAGCGAUAUUCUGCAGCGCUUUGGUGAUCGACUUGUCACCACUGCGACGCAGGCACUACUCAAUGAACGUGUCAUCAGCUCAACAACCCGUGGCCGCAUCACUCCGGGUCGCAACUAUGAUAUCUCGGAAUAUUUCCUGCAGACACUGAGCCGCAAGCGUGCCGUCGAAAGCAGCCAGCUGCGCCGUGCCGCUCAUUUCAAGUCAAAGAUGCUAGAUCUUCAAUUCCGAACUACCGGUGCAUCCGACGUGGAGUACACCGCAGAAGAUGGCGAUAUCCUCGCAUUGAUCAAUCUCUACGCUUCGGGUGCUAUUCAACUACGACCCCGCGAUGCCCCUCGCGCCAAGUUCGGCCUCACCGAUGGCGGCUAUGAAACGCGCCAGGUGGACAAGAAACGAUUCCGUUUCCCUGUCGAGAUUACUCCCACCGCAACAUACCGCUACGGCAACCCCGUCCAUGGCAAGGCUGCAGCCGCGUACCUUCCACCCGCGCCUUCACCAUCAGGCCCGGAAAUGCCACCUAGGAACCCCCUUUGGUACGACAUCAAUGGAGAGUUCAUACAUCGUCUCUGGGAUCUGGUUAUUGGCCCUGUUCUCGGGUGCCUGGUGAUGCGGCCUGGCAUCAAGGCUGCCAACAUUUCUAACAUGAUCAAGCCCACCAUGGGCGCAUGGGAAACUGUGUUGAUGCUGCAAUGGCUCGAGGAAGUUGGCAUUGUCAAGCCAGAUGGCGAGGGAGACAUGGCUUGCUGGAGAUUACAGGAGUCUUGGUGGAUGAUUCUAUCUUGA